Molecule: messenger RNA, 1416 nt
Organism: Osmerus eperlanus (European smelt)
Lineage: Eukaryota; Metazoa; Chordata; Actinopteri; Osmeriformes; Osmeridae
Gene: asip1
Product: agouti signaling protein 1
Exons: 4
Coding region: 1-561 (186 amino acids)
Biological process (GO): melanosome organization; positive regulation of melanin biosynthetic process; hormone-mediated signaling pathway
Cellular component (GO): extracellular region
Molecular function (GO): neuropeptide hormone activity; melanocortin receptor binding
Source: RefSeq, a predicted model, not a curated record
AUGGGAACCAGUCAGCAAGGAUGGGAACCAGUCCUGCAAGGAUGGGAACCAGUCAGCAAUGAUGGGAACCAGUCCUGCGAGGAUGUGAACCAGUGCUGCAAGGAUGUGAACCAGUCCUGCAAGGAUGGGAACCAGUCCUGCGAGGAUGUGAACCAGUGCUGCAAGGAUGGGAACCAGAUGCCACCAGUGUUGCUGCUGGUCUGCCUGGUCCUGGCCUGCUCGAGCCUGGAGUUGGUCCAAGGUCACAUGGUCCCUGAGCAGUCCCUGGUUCCAAACAGGUCAUCUAAUGGUGACCUGGGGACCCACGUGCCCUCUGACGCUCCACCAAUCCUGAUAAUAGAACUGCCUAAAACAGUGAAGAAAAAUAAAAAAUCGAAGAAACCAAAAAAGCAGAACAAGUUUAGUACAAAAAAGAAACGGCCCCCGCCACCUCCUAACUGUGUGCCGUUGUGGGGCAGCUGUAAGUCUCCCAGUAACGUGUGCUGUGAGCAAUGUGCUUUCUGCCACUGUCGCCUCUUCAAGACCGUGUGUUACUGUAGGAUGGGGAAUCCGCGCUGCUGAAUCUUCUGCACUCCAAGAAGCAACACGGGUCCGCGAUAUACAAUAGGCUACUUGCUUGACUACAGAAGAUUGACAUCUGGUUUUGCGUUCUUUUUGUGGAGACUAAGCAGGAGGAUUUGUGAAUGUGGCCUGUAGCCUUACAGAAGGCCUAAAAUCGCAUAAAUCGCCGGACUAUCGUUGCAAGACUAUUGAAAGAUUAUAAAUAAAAUGAGCAUUUUUUCCCGACACAAUAUUGUUUGUGGUUCUAAGAAAGAUAAUGUUGUCAGGAAUCUGCAAAUUCAAAAGAGCAACUACUUUUAUAUUUUGACGUUUGUUGAUAUUUUCCCUCAUGAGAAUUUUCCGGGAACCUUUUCUGUCUCUUUAUAUUUAGAACUUGUUCCAUCAAAUAUAUUUUACAGCGCCCCGAAUGCCGGAAUCCUCACAAUUUGACAUUUUUCACAUGCCAAUCAAGAUUUAAAAGUUUCUACAUCCAGUUCACGGAGUUCGCCAACUGAUCUCAACACUGGCCUAGUAAUUUUGUUUUAUGUUCCAACUAUUAAGGACCAACUGUAGCUAUACAUGUCUGUCUAUAAAGGACCCUAAUACGAUCAGCACUUUUUUCCAUUAAGUUACAGUGUUCAAAUGCUUGCAUCCGACUAUGCCCUGGAAUGUAUAUUCAUGACUGAAAAGCGGCGUAAAACACUUUAAAAUGCCAACAUGAUUUUCUUAUGUCAGUUUACCAAUGCAUUCCAAUAUAUAAUUUUUUGUCUUCCACGUGGACACUAUUAUGCUUGGAAUAAAUAAUACAUGAUAAAUACAUUGAAAUAAAUCCAAGAACAUUUCUGCUACAAUUAAUAUGAUUUGUUCUGAAUCCUU